CUCUCGCAGUUAAUAUUUUAUUUAUUAUUUUUCCCCUCAAAUAACUUCAAUUUCUUUUUUUCCACUAUUUCCAACAUUCUCUUACCAUUUUCGUCCACUCAGAAGAUUAACCAAAAUUCCAAUCUCUCUCUCUCUCUGUUCUGUCUCUGCGCUCCGAGAAAUUCGCUUUUCUUCGAUUUGAACUACACAACUUAGCUGUAAUGAAAUGGGAAGACGGUGUAAACUUGCUUGACACUUUUCGACUGUGAGCUUAAAUCAUGGAUAUCAUUGAUGUUGACGAAAAUUUGAUUGCAGCUAGUGAUGCAAAGUUACAUGGAGAGAUGUGCAAGACACUUUCUGCAAUUUAUUGCAAAAUAAUGUCAGUUUUCCCUUCCUUGGAAGCGGCUCGGCCAAGAAGCAAAUCCGGUAUUCAGGCGUUGUGUUCACUGCAUGUGGCACUUGAGAAGUCCAAGAAUGUUCUUCAGCAUUGCUCUGAGUGUAGUAAACUUUACUUGGCUAUAACUGGAGAUUCAGUGCUUUCAAAAUUUGAGAAGGCAAGAUGUGCUCUUGAAGAUAGUUUGAGGCGUGUUGAAGAUAUUGUUGCACAAUCUAUUGGUUCUCAGAUUCAAGAAAUUGUUAGUGAACUUCAGGGUACUGUUUUCUCACUUGAUCCAUUGGAGAAGCAAGUAGGUGAUGAGAUAAUUGCACUUCUCCAGCAGGGGAGGAAAUUUGACAACUGCAGUGACAGCAAUGAGCUGGAAUCAUUUCAUCAAGCUGCUACUAAACUUGGAAUUACCUCUUCCAGGGUAGCUCUGACAGAGAGACGAGCUCUAAAGAAAUUAAUAGAAAGAGCCCGUGCCGAGGAAGAUAAGCGGAAGGAGUCCAUUGUGGCUUAUCUUUUAUAUCUUAUGAGAAAAUACUCUAAGUUGUUCAGAAGUGAAUUCUCAGAUGACAAUGAUUCUCAGGGUUCUGCUCCUUGUUCUCCCACUGUUCUGGGUUCUAUCGAUAUUGUUGAGCCUGGUGGUAAUGGUCAUGCCUUUGAGAGACAGCUAUCAAAACUUAAUUCUUUCAAUAUUAAGCCAAACAAUAAGAAAUCAGGGCAGAUGCCCCUCCCACCUGAAGAGUUGAGGUGUCCAAUAUCACUGCAGCUUAUGUAUGAUCCAGUCAUUAUCGCUUCUGGUCAAACUUAUGAAAGGAUUUGCAUUGAAAAAUGGUUCAGUGAUGGGCACAAUACCUGUCCAAAGACUCAACAAAUGGUGUCUCAUCUUUCUCUGACUCCGAAUUACUGUGUCAAGGGCCUUGUUUCUAGUUGGUGUGAACAGAAUGGAGUUCCUGUUCCCGAUGGUCCUCCAGAGUCUCUUAAUCUCAACUAUUGGAGGUUGGCACUAUCUGAGGCCGAGUCCACAAAUUCAAAAUCUGUGGGUAGUAUCGGCUCUUGCAAGUUAAAAGGGAUUAAGGUGGUUCCUUUAGAGGAAAGUGGUAUCUUAAAGGAGGCUGAUGGAAAUGAAACGAAAAAUGUUUUUCCACUGGAGGAAGAGCCUGAGCACAAUGCGCUUGAAACUUAUCAGGAGUUUUUGACCAUCUUGAAUGAUGGGGAUGACUUCAGGAAAAAGUGCAAAGUGGUGGAGAAAAUAAGGCAUUUGCUGAAGGACGAUGAAGAAGCUAGAAUAUACAUGGGGGCUAAUGGAUUUGUUCAAGCACUUAUGCAGUUUCUUUACUCGGCCACGACUGAAGGAAAUGCUGCUGCUCAGGAAAGUGGAGCCAUGGCUAUCUUCAACCUUGCUGUCAACAAUAACAGAAACAAGGAAAUGAUGUUGGAAUUGGGGAUAAUUCCGUUGCUGGAGGAUAUGAUAUCGUCUACCAAUUCUCAUGGAUUUGCUACUGCUCUUUACCUAAAUCUUUCCUGCCUCGAAGAGGCCAAACCAAUCAUUGGCUCAUCAAAUGGUGUUCCUUUCUUAAUCAAGCUCCUUAAAGCUAAUACUGACAUCCAAUGCAAACUUGAUGCCCUCCACACCCUAUACAAUCUUUCAAGCGUCCCCUCCAAUAUCCCGAAUCUCCUUUCAUCUGGUAUUGUCAGUGGUCUUCAAUCCCUUGCAGCCUCUGGUGACCAUACAUGGACAGAAAAAUGUUUAGCAGUCUUUCUAAAUUUGGCUUCAGGUCAAUUGGGGCGAGAUGAGAUGAUGUCUGCACCAGGUCUUAUUGGUGUGCUCGCAACCAUCUUGGAUGCUGGUGAACCCAUUGAGCAGGAACAAGCUGUUUCAUGUCUCUUGCUUUUAUGCAAUGGGAAUGAGAAAUGCAUUCAAAUGGUCUUACAAGAAGGUGUGAUUCCUGGACUGGUGUCAAUUUCAGUGAAUGGGACCUCAAGAGGAAAGGAGAAGGCUCAGAAACUUCUGAUGCUCUUUCGUGAGCAGCGGCAGCGAGACCCUCCAUCUCCGGAGGUGCAAACGCAUUCCGAAGGUAAUGAGGUGUCCGUGCCUGCUCCAGAAUCAAAACCCCUAUGUAAAUCCAUAUCAAGAAGAAAGAUGGGCAGAGCUUUUACCUUGUUCUGGAAGAGCAAGAGCUAUUCAGUUUCUCAAUGUUAAAACCUCGUGGUUCUGUAAAGUUUUGUAUCGUCUUUUUCUUUCGUUUGUCCUCUUCUUAUGGGCAUUAUUAUUUUUGCUUUUCAAAAGAGAAGAAUGUACAGGCCCCUGUAAUUUAUGAGUUUUUAUUUCUUUCCCUCGUCUUUCUCAUUUCAGGUAGGAAUACAUGUAUCAUGAAUACCAUAAUUGAAGUGCUAGAUUACAUAAUAUAUUUUGGUUUUGAUAACUUUGGCGUUA
Morus notabilis is the source of this 2795-nucleotide messenger RNA. RefSeq names its product U-box domain-containing protein 6. The coding region runs from base 258 to 2561 and encodes 767 amino acids. The transcript has 6 exons. The record is from RefSeq and is a predicted model, not a curated record. Gene Ontology annotation, cellular component: nucleus; cytoplasm. Gene Ontology annotation, biological process: protein ubiquitination. Lineage: Eukaryota; Viridiplantae; Streptophyta; Magnoliopsida; Rosales; Moraceae. Gene Ontology annotation, molecular function: protein binding; ubiquitin-protein transferase activity.